UUUAUAACUGUAAGCAUCCGAACUGCGGCGUCUUAAUAUUUUUUUAUUAUCAUACUUGUAUGUAAUGUAAGCGUUAUCGCAUAUUGUCAUCUAUACUAAGAAUUUUAGUUUUCUUUGAAUGAAAAGAUGCAUAAAUUGUGAAAUGGCAGAAGUAUGUAGAUUAGGAAAUAAGAAAGUCGAAAAUAAAUUUACCAAUUCACACGAAAAUGAUAACUUUUGUGUAUUAAAUGUGUUGUGUGUGUUUAUAGCUCUUGUAACCAUACUCGCUGAUUUAACGACAGAUAUUUUGGUUUUUGCAGAAUAUUGUAAUGCUGGUUAUUUGUAUUGGGCAUCACCCACUCUAAUGUUAAUAUUUGCUCCAAAUAUAAUUACAAAUAUAUUUUCGAUGCGAUGGUAUAUAAAUGAUAGCCAUGCGAAGCCUACUUUAAGAAAUUGGAUUACACAUCUAUUCCUUGUAGGAAUUCUGGACAGGUAUUCUCCUGUAGCAUGUUUGAAUCAUGUCAAACACAGAAAUUUAUAACACAGCGGAAUGAUUUAAGUCUAUUACACUUUUUACAUAUAUUUACGGGGACUGUUCCUCAAGUAAUUUUACAGUCUUAUGCCAUAAUAGUCAUCAAUGGUAACUACUACACAAAAGUUUUUGCAUUGGCUGCAUCAAUUGCAUCAAUAAUUUGUGGAUGCAGUAAUUAUAUUUAUAGUAUAGGUACAUUCAAUAAUCAAAAUGGUCACUGGAAAUCUUUGCUGUUAAAAUAUUUAUGGCAUUUUAGUAUGUUACUUGGGAGGAUACCAAGUAUUCUUAUGAGUGCUAUAAUUUUUGGUCUAUGGAGCUUAGUACCCUUAGGUUUACAUUGGACUGCUAUGACCUUCUGGAUCAUAAUUCAGAAAACAACAUUUUGUCAUAACAAAUUAGAGGAAACUCUUUAUAACGUUGUAAUGGGAUUUGUGUAUUAUUUUUGUUAUAUCAAUUUAAAAGAAGGUGCUACAAGAUACCGACUGCUUAUUUUUUACAGUUUAAUUGUAACUGAAAAUUUUGGGAGCUUAACUUUAUACUAUUUGUUUUCAAAUUAUGAGCAGCAAAAAAAAACUUGGUCUAUAGUGGCCACAGCAUUUGUGAUUACAGGAACUUUAAUCGGGAUAUUGUCAAUGAUUUUAUACUACAGAUACUUUCAUUAUAAUGGUCCGUUAUUGUGGAAAAAGAGUAACAAUGAACUAGAGUUGAAUAAUAAGGCUGAUAUAGAACAUGGCCCUAGUAAUGUGGAGGUGGAUAUAAAAUCUGGCAACAUAAGAACAUUUAAAGAUGUACAAAAAGAUGAUAAAAAAGAAAGGGAAGGACCUUCUGCCCAAAAUCAAACAUCUAAAAGCGAUACACAAAAUGCCGAUAAGAAAUUUUUAUUAGAUCAUUGGAUUGCAAGAGCUGCAACCCCAACGUUUUCUUCAGUUCCCAUUGGAAAUGAUAGCAUGGACGUCUCAAAUAUAGAAUUUUAUACCGUUGAGAAUACACCACAAAGUACUUCAUGUACGGAAAAUUUGGAACUUUGCGGAAGUAGGAAAAGGGUUCUAAAUAAUUAUAAAACUCGGCAAAUUUGUGUGCCUACUGAAUUGGCAUUAAAGUUAUCGUCAAUGGAUACCUUAGAAAGUUCAAUAGAUGAAAUAACAUGUAAUAAUAUCAAUAUGCAAAAAAGACGCGGUAUUUGUUCCUCUGAUGAAUUAAGAGAUGAUUUACCAAAUAUGGUAGAUAUAGAUGUUGUGAACAGAAAUUUUAUGAAGAAUAUUAAGGGUGAUCUUUGCUCAGAAAUCAGCCAUGAUACAGAUGGUUCUAACAAGAAAACUUCUUCAGACUCUAUUGAUAUGGAUUUGGAUUUGAGUUUUAGUGAUAUAAAUAGUUCUGAUAUAAAUACUUUUAACGAAAAUAUUGUCCAAAAAUUAUGCCUUAGUGCUCUUAAAAACAUUAAAGUGGGAAAUCAAGAUGCUGAUAUAGAAAACAUCCAGAGAAUAGCAUUAGAUAUAUUAAAAGAAAUGUAUACUAAAAAAGGUAAAGGAAAAUGUCUGUUAAAUACCGAUUCUUUUGUAUCGAAGCAACGAGAUUUGGACACACCAACAGAAAUUCUUUCAGUUCAUGAUUAUGAAAACAUAUGUGCAGUAAAUAUAGCAAGGGAAGCGUGGGGCUUGAGAUCAUGGAAUGGAUACUCUGAUAUUGAGAAUUGGUUGCAUGAUGGUAGCGUUGUAAGAGACAGAAGACGUGAUACACUUACUUCAGGAAGUUCGGAAAUAAGUAGUUGUUUGUCUCAAGAACUAAAAAAUGCUAUAAUAUCGGCGCCGCCAUUUCUUAAAAAAGCUCCAACUUAUUCUAAUGUUUUUGUUAGGUUUGAAAGAACAAAUCAAGAGGAUUACGUUAAUACUCCUAUCUAUAGUUCUAACGAUGAUACAUUUUUAGCAAAACCUUGUUUAGUAGAUGUAAUGAAAGACUCAAACUUUUUGGAACCAAUAAUUGAAGAACUUGAUGACUUAGGAGAUAAAGAUCUACCGAUUAAAAAGAGAUUAAAUUCAGAAAGCUCUCUGGUCGCCACAAUCGAUGAAAUAAGGAAAGUAACCGUUAACAAUUCCCCAAGGAAUGUCUAUAACAGGAGAACCCGCUUUUGCGAUUCGCCUUUUUUAAGUCCUACGGAUUCAAAUUUAAAAAUGGCGCUAUGGAAAGAACCUUCCAAAUUUGAUUCUAGUAACAUAAUGGUAUCACAACCCGAAAAAGAAAAUAGUAUGAGUGUUUCACGUGGCUUUAAAUUUGAAUUGCCUAAAAAAGACCGCAAUGAAUCAAAUUCAGACGACAUGAACUAUACUCAAAUGUGUUCAUUUUAUACCCGGAACAUGAAACUGCAACCGAGAAUUUUAGAAAAUUCUACAAAAACAAGUAUGAAUAAUAAAACUGAACAGAAUUUUCAAGAUAUUUCUAAUAGAGACAUAGAUUUGCUAUGGCAAAUAGUGUCUGAAAAUUCAGUUCCACAUAGUUCGGCCGAAGAUUUGAGUUCAAAUCGUAUUACUUCCUCCCUUCAGUCAUUAAUACAAAAGGAUGUAUGUGCCAAUGAAACUUCUGAAAAUGUCACUAAGAUAAUAAAUACAAAAAAAGUACCAAGAAAUCGUCCAAGGAGAAAGUUUUCAAUUUUGAGGGAAAAGUUUGAACCCAGAGUUAAUAUGAAUUCAGACGAAGAAAUUCUAUGUCGUCAUUCUGAAAGUACAAACCAUCACCCUGACGUUAUAGUAAAUGUUAAAAAUAAGUUUGAAACAAUAGAUAAACAAGGUCCAAAAAAUUACAAACUGGAAACAAAAAGUUUAAAUAAAACUAAAUAA
This is a messenger RNA of Diatraea saccharalis (sugarcane borer), 3342 nucleotides long. The record is from the annotation of a GenBank genome assembly. Lineage: Eukaryota; Metazoa; Arthropoda; Insecta; Lepidoptera; Crambidae.